AUGUCUCCUACCUUUCUCUCUAAUACUCAUGCCCAGCAGAGUACAUACCAAUCAUUUCAACAAUACAAUACAUUUAUCACCCACGAUGAUGCGGGUACAUCCCACACCAAGCAUCCGUCACCGGGCCGGUUUUUCGAAUCCGCUGCUGCGUUCCAAGCUGAGCAGCACCCUCGAGACCUGUUUAAUAUUCCAAAUCAUCAUUCAGACUCCAUCGACCCUCAUCUUUUGGAAAUGCCGUUCAUGCAAUUUAAUCUCGACGGGAGAGCGCCUCCACAAAACCAACUCCAUGGCACAGAACCUGAGCGCCCUAUCAUUCCCGUCAAUUCAGAACCACAAACCGAAAAGCCCCCUCGUUCUCCCAAAGACUAUUCUUUACUAUCGACGGGAUACCUUGCAAAAAAGAAUAAAGAUGGGAAUCUUGAUUGUUUUGAGGAUUGUGAACUACGUCGCUAUGGUAAACGUGGGUUUACUAGAAGGAGCAAUCUCUUGACUCAUUUGAGAAGUUGUCACUUGCAAGAUAUUCCAAGGAACGAUAAAAUCAAAACUCGCAAUAAAGGUCAACGCCCAAGGAGGCUGGGAAGAGGAUGUUCGAAGUCUAUCAAGCGGCAUAAGAUCAGAAAUAUCCGAGAUAUAUGA
Morchella sextelata is the source of this 636-nucleotide messenger RNA. RefSeq lists its product as uncharacterized. Lineage: Eukaryota; Fungi; Ascomycota; Pezizomycetes; Pezizales; Morchellaceae. The coding region runs from base 1 to 636 and encodes 211 amino acids. The transcript has a single exon. The record is from RefSeq and is a predicted model, not a curated record.